Messenger RNA from Mangifera indica (mango), 1882 nucleotides. Its product is annotated as isocitrate dehydrogenase [NADP], chloroplastic/mitochondrial-like. Gene Ontology annotation, cellular component: mitochondrion. Bases 122 to 1687 code for a protein of 521 amino acids. Lineage: Eukaryota; Viridiplantae; Streptophyta; Magnoliopsida; Sapindales; Anacardiaceae. The record is from RefSeq and is a predicted model, not a curated record. Gene Ontology annotation, biological process: isocitrate metabolic process. The transcript has 15 exons. Gene Ontology annotation, molecular function: NAD binding; isocitrate dehydrogenase (NADP+) activity; magnesium ion binding.
GCCGUUGGAUCAACAAUCAAUUUACUGCAGAUCAAACACGAAACGCCAGGGAAACGCACCCCAAGCUGGCUAACCCGGCGUCUUUAAAAGGACGACGACGCCCCUUUGAUAAUUGAAUGAAAUGCAAAUUUUCGUUAAUAGAAUUCGGACAAACGCCAUGUCCUCUGCUGCCACAUUGCUCUCAUCAUCGUCAUCAACUUUAGCCGUUAAAAGACCUAGCAGGUUUUUGUCUUCGAAGAGUUCUUGUAUGUUCGAUGGCUUCGUUAAGAAUCGAGUUGUGUUUUCUAAUCAGUUGGCUCCAUCUGUUUCGCUUCGAUGUUUUGCUACCACUACCGCGGAGAUUGAUAGAGUCAAGGUUCUGAAUCCUAUUGUCGAAAUGGACGGUGAUGAAAUGACCAGGAUUAUAUGGAGUAUGAUAAAAGACAAACUAAUAUUUCCUUAUUUAGAUUUGGAUAUAAAAUAUUUUGACUUGGGGAUACUUAAUCGCGAUGCAACUGAUGAUGAGGUUACUGUCCAAAGUGCUGAAGCGGCUCUUAAGUACAAUGUUGCCAUCAAAUGUGCCACAAUAACUCCAGACGAGACCAGAGUGAAGGAAUUUGGGCUGAAGUCUAUGUGGAGAAGUCCCAAUGGCACAAUUAGAAACAUUUUAAAUGGCACUGUUUUCCGUGAACCUAUUCUGUGCCAGAAUAUUCCUAGAAUUGUUCUGGGCUGGAAGAAACCCAUUUGUAUUGGUAGGCAUGCCUUUGGUGAUCAGUAUCGUGCCACAGAUGCUGUUAUUAAUGGGCCAGGAAAGCUUAAAAUGGUAUUUGUCCCUGAAGAUGGUACGGCCCCAGUGGACCUUGAUGUCUAUACCUUUAAAGGUCCUGGAAUUGCACUUGCUAUGUAUAAUGUUGAUGAGUCAAUUCGAGCUUUUGCUGAGUCAUCCAUGUCAUUGGCAUUUUCAAAGAAGUGGCCUCUUUACUUGAGCACUAAAAACACAAUUUUGAAAAAAUAUGAUGGCAGAUUUAAGGACAUAUUCCAGGAGGUAUACGAAGAGAAAUGGAAGCAGAAGUUUGAAGAGCAUUCAAUAUGGUAUGAGCAUCGGCUAAUUGAUGAUAUGGUGGCUUAUGCAUUAAAAAGUGAAGGUGGAUAUGUUUGGGCAUGCAAAAAUUAUGAUGGAGAUGUCCAGAGUGAUUUACUUGCUCAAGGUGCAAUUUCAGAUGAUUUGACAUUUUUCCUGCUUUCAAUUUUAACCAUCCCUUCUAUCUAUAGCAUUAACCUCAGGGCAUCUAAACGUGGUUCGCUUAAUGCAGGAUUUGGUUCUCUAGGCCUCAUGACUUCAGUUCUGUUGUCCUCUGAUGGAAUGACUUUAGAAGCUGAGGCUGCUCACGGGACUGUAACCAGACAUUUCAGGCUACAUCAGAAAGGUCAAGAAACCAGUACAAACAGUAUAGCUUCUAUUUUUGCAUGGACACGAGGGCUAGAACAUAGGGCCAAGCUAGAUGAAAAUGAAAGGUUGAUGGGUUUUGUUCAGAAGUUGGAGGCUGCAUGUAUUGAGGCCGUGGAAACAGGAAAAAUGACCAAGGAUCUUGCCAUUUUGAUACACGGACCUAAGGUAGCAAGGGAGUUCUACUUGAACACUGAAGAAUUUAUUGAUGCUGUCGCAAUGAAUCUUGAAGCAAAGCUUCGGGAGCCUGCAGUGGUGUGAGCAGACAUAGUGUUCUAUUUAUUCAGUAGUAUUCUUAAAAAAACUCCAGGGAAUAUAGGUAAAUUGGUACUUUGAUUCUUUAUAUUCAAGAAGAAAAUUGGAGAUUGAUCUCCGUUGAAUGUCAGGGAUUACUAGCAUAUGUCAUUUGAUGAAGACAUUGUAAUUCUUGAAUGAAGCAAUCCAUCAGUUUUAAAA